Gaeumannomyces tritici R3-111a-1 is the source of this 1054-nucleotide messenger RNA. RefSeq lists its product as hypothetical. Bases 147 to 818 code for a protein of 223 amino acids. The transcript has 3 exons. The record is from RefSeq and is a predicted model, not a curated record. NCBI's taxonomy places the organism in Eukaryota, Fungi, Ascomycota, Sordariomycetes, Magnaporthales, Magnaporthaceae.
GACAGAUAGCAAUUUGCCUAGGCGUGGAACCCACAAAAUCUUCACCUUCACAUCAAACUCCAAGCUCUCGCACCACCCCUUGACAAGCCUCCCAUCCAGAUAUCACUCAAACAGAAUCCAGAACCAAGCGUUCCUAUCAGAUCACAAUGAAGGUCAUCGUCACUGGAUGCACCGGCCUCACCGGCGGCGAGCUGGUCAAGGAGUGCAUCAAAAAUCCCGCCAUCGAGCACAUCAUCGCCCUGACGCGCAAGCCGCUUUCAGAGGCCGUCACCAGCCACGAGAAGGUGACGGUCAUUCUGCACGAGGACUUCAGCUCCUACCCGCCAGAAUUGCUUUCCCAGCUCCAGGGAGCCAAUGGCUGUCUCUGGGCCAUCGGCGGCCGGGCCAACCAAUUCCCGGAUGUCGAGACGGCCCGCAAGGUCAGCGUCGACUACACUCUCGCCGCCGCCAAGGCCUUCGUCGACGCCAAGCUGGCCGGAGAGGCCAAGAUCUUCAGGAUGGUCUUUUGCAGCGGCUGGCUGGCCGAAUGGGACCAGAAGAAGCCCUUGCGAUUCAUGGAGGACAGCCGCAAGAUCAAGGGCCAAGUCGAGAAGGGUCUUGCCGACAUGGCAGAUGGACAGCCUGAGAAGUUCCAGUCAUGGUUUGUCCGCCCGGGCGACAUCAUCCCCACCAACGGAUCCGCGCUGCGCAAGAUGGCGGCCUCCCUGUCAAAGGGCAUUGUGGCGAACAAGCUCGCACAGGCAAUGAUCAAGGUUCUGCUGGAGGGCUAUGACAAGAGGAUUCUGGAGCCAGCCGACAUCCAGAAGGUUCUGGCUUAGUCUGCUCGGUUUGUAGAUCCUAAGAAAGAAAAUGUGCGCAGGGACGGAAUAUCAAAUUUGAUAUGUGGUUUGGUGACUGGAGAGUGACGGAUGGGUUGGAGCUCUGUUUGGGCUAACAUCUCCCGUAGCCAAUAAAGCCCCAUGCCGGAUAGGCAUGAAAGGGUUUAUGAUAUCGAUGGAAGGAACUUGUUGACUGUCAUGUAAACCCCUCGCCGUUGCGACCUGAGACCCGCCAG